GGCUGCGGGGCCGAGCGAGCGGAGCUGUCCCCGCAGCCAUCAGGGGGCGCCCGGUCCGGCCGCUUCCCCCUCCUAUCCCCCCCAACGUCCUACCCCACACCCCGGCUUCAGCCAUGAGGCUGCCACCCGCGGCGGUCCGGUUGUUGGUUCCGCCGACCCACCGCUUUGUGACCGCUCUCCAACAGCGGCGAUCGGCGGCCCGGACCCCGGAGCAGCUGGAAAAUAAAACAAAUGGUAAACUUCAAAAGCAGAUUUGUGAAGUCGUUCUGGAUCAUUUUGAGAAGCAGUACACAACGGAACUGGGAGAUACGUGGGCCAGUGUCAGAGAUGUACUGACAUACCCCUUGUGCUGGCAGUAUGCCAUUCUGCUGAACAAGUUCAGCCCAUCUCCUGAGCUGGAGAACACCUUGCGUGUGAAGGGAUAUUACCCUGCUUUUCAAGGACCUUUGCCCUAUCUUCCAUCAUCGCUCAAGUGUUACAUCAGGAGACUUCCAGGGAAAUUCCCUUCACAAAAACACCAGGCUGGUAAACUGAAAGAGUACUACCUGCUGAAUGCUGCUUCACUGUUGCCAGUGUUGGCCUUAGAAGUGAAAGACGGGGAAGAUGUUUUGGAUCUCUGUGCUGCUCCAGGGGGUAAAUCUGUGGCUAUACUGCAGUGUGCCACUCCAGGUCAUUUUCACUGUAAUGAAUAUGAUGAUUUGAGGUCAAGGUGGCUGAAACAGACUAUAGAAUCCUUCAUCCCGGGUACUGUGAUUGACUUAAUGACAGUCUCUAAAUUGGAUGGUAGAAAGAUUGGAGAUCUUAAGCCUGUAUUAUAUGAUAAGGUACUUGUUGAUGCACCUUGUUCAAAUGACAGAAGCUGGUUAUUCUCUUCUGAUAUUCAGCAAGCUACUCUGAGGCUAAUAAAAAGGAACGAGUUAUCAGCUCUACAGUUCCAGCUGCUAAGGUCUGCUAUUAAAGCCUUGCGUCCUGGUGGAUUGUUGGUCUACUCUACCUGCACUCUCUCAAAAGCAGAAAACAGCGAUGUAAUAAAUCUCAUCCUAAACACCUACAGUAAUGUUAUGCCUGUAGACCUGAGUGAAUUGGCCAAAGCUGUUUCUCAGGAAUUUACUUUUCUCAGUGGUACACAACAGCAUGAACUUAUGGUUCUCCCAGAGAAAGGGAGAACUUGGGGUCCAAUGUAUGUUGCUAAAUUAAAGAAAAUUUAGUCCCUCUGAUGCCUGUUUUUUUUUUUUUUGUAAGGGAUAUUUGAUAAAUAUUUUUUAUUUCUAAUGUAGCAUGAGUAUAUGAACAUGCCCAAGGCAAUUAAAUCUAGAGCAUUGCAGUUUU
Messenger RNA from Calypte anna (Anna's hummingbird), 1329 nucleotides. It is a transcript of the gene NSUN3, whose product is annotated as NOP2/Sun RNA methyltransferase 3. Gene Ontology annotation, molecular function: methyltransferase activity. The transcript is spliced from 6 exons. The record is from RefSeq and is a predicted model, not a curated record. Gene Ontology annotation, biological process: rRNA methylation. Lineage: Eukaryota; Metazoa; Chordata; Aves; Apodiformes; Trochilidae. Gene Ontology annotation, cellular component: mitochondrial large ribosomal subunit. Bases 114 to 1208 code for a protein of 364 amino acids.